CAAUUUUUAUUACAACUUGAAACUGUGUCUUAUGUCUUCUUCCUUACACAAAAAGGUUCAUACACAUAUACAUAUGAGCAAAUGCACAUGAAUAAGUUGUUGUUACACAAAAAGAUCAAAAAAUGGCGUUCCGUGGGAAGUACUUCUUCCCAAUACUCAUGGCUCUAUCGCUAUUUCUUAUAAUUAGAUACAACUACAUAGUCUCCGAUGAUCCUCCUCUCCGGCAAGAUCUCCCUGGUCGUGGAUCAUCUUCUUCCGGCGAUGACGUCGUCGUAAAUCCCGUCAAGACUCGGUCAAAGAAGUCAAAGAGACUGUUUCACACGGCGGUGACAGCCACGGACUCGGUGUAUAGCACGUGGCAGUGUCGGAUCAUGUAUUAUUGGUACAACAGGUUCAGGGACGAACCCGGGUCAGAUAUGGGUGGGUAUACUCGGAUCUUGCAUUCGGGUCGACCUGAUGGGCUCAUGGAUGAGAUCCCUACCUUUGUUGCUGACCCUCUUCCCUCCGGUGUUGACAAGGGAUAUGUAGUUCUAAAUAGGCCUUGGGCAUUUGUGCAAUGGCUACAACAAGCACAUAUAGAGGAAGAUUACAUUCUCAUGGCGGAACCUGAUCAUAUCAUAGUUAAACCCAUACCAAACUUAGCCAGAGGCAACCUCGCUGCUGCGUUUCCCUUUUUCUACAUUGAACCGAAGAAAUAUGAAUCUGUUCUCCGCAAAUUCUUCCCCAAAGAGAAUGGAUUGAUAUCAAGAAUUGAUCCCAUUGGUAAUUCACCAGUGAUUGUCACUAAGAAAUCACUGAUGAAAAUUGCUCCAACAUGGAUGAACGUUUCUUUGGCUAUGAAGAAUGACCCACAAACAGAUAAAGCUUUUGGUUGGGUCCUUGAAAUGUAUGCAUAUGCUGUUUCUUCAGCGUUACACGGCGUGAGCAAUAUUCUACACAAAGACUUCAUGAUUCAGCCUCCUUGGGACCCUGAAACAAAGAAUACGUACAUAAUACAUUACACUUAUGGGUGCGAUUUCGAUAUGAAGGGGAAUAUGAUGAUCGGGAAGAUUGGAGAAUGGAGAUUCGAUAAACGAUCUUACGGGAGUAAACCGCCCCCAAGAAAUCUUCCGUUGCCUCCUCGAGGAGUUCCCGAGAGUGUGGUGACAUUGGUGACAAUGAUGAACGAAGCUACGGCUAAUAUUCCCAACUGGGAAUCUUGAAAAUAAAUUCUAAGCAAGAUUCAAUUCCUUUUGACUCUGUUCCAUAGUUUUCUUUACUCGUAUAUUCCAUAUCUAAGUCCAAAAUUUAUGAUAUGGAAAAAAAAAAAAAGUAAAAAAGUAGUAGAGAACUUACGAAGACACUAUCGGUUUAGACAGCAACAAAGUUCGAGUCAUUAUUAAAGAAACGAUAUGACCAUGAAGAGAUAUCCUGUUUGAAAACGAGAGUGAUAUUGACUGCUGUUAUGUUUCAGUUUCACUCUCAUUUUUGUUUUUGAUAUUGCCUGCUGGUAAGUAAAUGGUUUAGCUUACUUAUUAACAAUCAUUUUGAACA
Camelina sativa (false flax) is the source of this 1533-nucleotide messenger RNA. Its product is annotated as hydroxyproline O-arabinosyltransferase 2. Gene Ontology annotation, molecular function: glycosyltransferase activity. Lineage: Eukaryota; Viridiplantae; Streptophyta; Magnoliopsida; Brassicales; Brassicaceae. The record is from RefSeq and is a predicted model, not a curated record.